Tyto alba (common barn owl) is the source of this 2766-nucleotide messenger RNA. RefSeq names its product Bet1 golgi vesicular membrane trafficking protein like (gene BET1L). Gene Ontology annotation, biological process: retrograde transport, endosome to Golgi; regulation of retrograde vesicle-mediated transport, Golgi to ER. The record is from RefSeq and is a predicted model, not a curated record. Bases 132 to 692 code for a protein of 186 amino acids. The transcript has 4 exons. Gene Ontology annotation, cellular component: Golgi trans cisterna; SNARE complex. NCBI's taxonomy places the organism in Eukaryota, Metazoa, Chordata, Aves, Strigiformes, Tytonidae. Gene Ontology annotation, molecular function: SNAP receptor activity.
GGCUGGGCCGGGGGUUCUGGCCGCUGCCGCGUGGGCUGAGCCGGUGGAGCGGGAAGGGGACGCUCUCGCCGCCAUUUGGGAGCCGCCUGCCCAGCGCCUCCGGGCGUAGGCGAAGCCCGCAGAGCCCUGAGAUGCCCGAGAGGAGGAAGCGCCCCGGCUUUGCUCGUUUUUUCCCCCCCCAAAAUCGCGUGCUGGGGCAAUGCUGGAGGCACCUCCGGGGCACGGAGCCCUUGUGCCGCUUCGCGCUGCUGGGUGGUAGCGGCGGCUCGGGGCGCGUGUCGGGGCUCCUGACCCGGCCCGUUCUGGGGGAAGUUUGGUGUGUUUUUGUCGAGGAGUUUGGGAGCGUUUCGUGGCACAAAGCCCACGAAGCCAUAGGUCAGAGUCCGAGUGCCAUGGAGGAUAUGCUGGAUGUAGAAAAUAAGCGUAUGGCAGACAGCCUAGCCAGCAAGGUCACCCGGCUGAAGUCGCUGGCUCUGGAUAUUGACAAAGAUGCUGAUGAUCAAAACCGUUACCUGGAUGGCAUGGAUUCAGAUUUUAUGAGUGUGACUGGCCUACUAACUGGCAGUGUGAAGCGUUUCUCCACCAUGACGCGGUCCGGGAGGGAUAAUCGCAAGUUGCUCUGUUCUGUUUCAGCUGGACUGAUUGUUGUUUUCUUCAUUCUCUACUAUCUUGUGUCCAGAGCAGGGACUUGAGCUUGUUCUGCAAGUUAUACAGAACAAAAAACACGAUUAACAGACUUAUUCAAUGCCUAUCUCAGUCUGCCCUGUGGUGGAGUCUUUGAGAUGUUCCUGACUGACCUUCCAAAUAACUUUUCUUUACACCAGCUUUUUGUCAUUGUUCUGGCUGGUCUCAGACAUCACUUUAUAAAAUGAGUAUGUUUGAUCCUAAACAGAUUUUCAUGUGUAACACAAUUUGAUGUUGUUAAAUGUUUACGCCUUUAAUUCUUGCCUUGUCGUCCAUGUCUUGCGGCCUAUUUUUAAGGGCCAUUUUUGCAUUACCUCCCUUUCUGAUAAUGGGUAGGAGAUAUGUCUUGUGAGGAGAUAUGGCUGACAAAUCCAGAGACUUGUCGAUACUCAAAAGUUUAAUAAGCCAGCUGAGCUUUGGAAGCUGUAGAGUUUAGGAUGCCAAUUUAUGAGAUUUGGAAGUAUGAAUGUGUGGUGUACAUUCUUGUGUGGCCACUCAACUUAUAACUGGUCUCAGUUUUCCCUUGACUUGGAGACCUGUUAACGUCAUUGGUGUCCCUGGGUUGAAAUGAAAUCUGUGCUGCUUUGAAAUGAAAUUAACAGUAGAUCUGGACCCAGAUACUCUCUAAUUGUUGCAGUGAAAUGCUGCAGAGGAGCAAGACUAUUUAAAUGCCAGUUUGGUCUUUAUCAUCCUUCUGUGUAAAGCUGGGGGUGAACCCUGCAAGAAAGGAGGGCCAAAGUCUACAAGCCACAUUGAUUUACACAUGUAUAGUAUCUCCCGGUACCUUCCCACACACUUGCAAUACACUCCCCUAGAGUACUAAAUCAGUGUGAGGAAAAUCUGAUAGGAAAAGGUCCAGUUAAUUUCAGUUAUUAUGGUACCCUGGUAUUAGAGCACUUUGGGAAGAUGUUGUGCAAAUAAAAGCAGAGGUUGAGAUCAAGUGAAACUCCUGAACGGUACUGUUGGGGUGGUGGUGGUAGGCCAAGGAAGGAUUUGAUCAGAGGGUUGAUUUGUUUAUUUAUUUAUUCACGUAGAAGGUAACGUAAGGAAUUCUUGCAUCACCUUUCAUCGUGCUUUGGGGAUCCCUGCCUGCAGUGCUUGUGUGAGAUGUCUGGCAAGGCACAUCCCCACUGGUUUUGUUUACGAAGCAGUCAUUCCCGAUGAGCAUGCAAUGCGUGCCAGAUUCCCUCUCCCAAGGUGGUACAUGAAGCUCUGGGAGCGCAGUAGCUGGGAACUCCGUCUUCCCUUCACCGUCUUUGCCUUGCCUUGGGCUGAUCACUCACUCCAGCUGUAUGCUAACAUAGCUGAAUUAUUUAAGUCUGCCUGUGAUUGAAGUAAGAGAUUUGCAGCUUUAAAAAUACUGGGUCUGUUGGGAGAAAGAAAAAAGAAUUUAAAAUUAAAUGCUUUUUCUCUCUUCAGACAAACCUCCACUGCCUGUUGUAUAAACCUUUCACUUUCCAAAGCAGCUGAGCAGAGCUACAGUGUUUCAUCUUGUCUGUUUUGUGUACCACCUGCUCAUAUAUGCUGCUUUCCCUUGCUGGAAGUCAUUGCUUAUUUGUGUCUCUUACCUUCCGGUAACAACCACCUCUGCAGGACUGAAGCAUUCCUCCUCUGAUUUUGCUGUCUUUCUCCUCUACAGCAAGCCGAUAUUCAGCAGUGGCUGGAUGUUUCCUUUGGCCUCCCUCUUGUACCCGUUAGGAAUUCCUUUGUCCUUGGACUAACCCAGGUCCAGAUCUGUAAAUGGACUCUGUUGUCCUUUGUUCCAGCUAUACCAAACUACUCACAAAAUACUACCCUAACUGGAUUAGGUGUCUUUUUUUUCCAUAUUUGUGAAAAAAUAUGCAGGGAAGGCAAGUAGAAAGGAGGCAGCAAUAACUUUCUCUGGUUCUUCUUGCUGCUUCUCUGGUAAGAUGUUGCAGCUCCAAACUCUAUUUGGAAGAAUGAUGGGUGAAUUAAUGGACUUUGUUUUGAUUUUCUGAAGCAGAUCACUUCUGAUGAAAGGCCACUGGAACAGCCUGGUCUUCAUAAUGGUGGUGGUUUGGGUUUGCUUUUACUGUUGUAAAUAAAGCUCUGUUUUUAGAA